AUGAUAAGAUACUUGGAAAAAGUCCGUCAAGAAGUACAACAGCUGACUAGCUUCGAAAUACAACAUAUACCGCGGUCUGAAAACAGCAAGGCAGACGCCUUAUCCAAGUUUGCCAGCUCUGCGUCUUGCGACACACUGCGUCAUGUAUUUUGGGAGGUAAAGCAGACCAGGAGCAUUGAUGUCUUGACAACGACCAUCCUAGACCCGAUGGCCACCUGGAUGGACGAUAUAGUCAAUUUCAAAAUGAAUGGGGUACUCCCUGAAGAUCCCAAGCAGGCAGAAAGGUUGCAAAAGAAAUGCACCUGGUUCGAGAUACGGAAUGGGACUUUAUACAAAAAAGCCUUCUCACAGCCUCUUCUCCGCUGCAUAACCCCAGAAAAGGGGCAAGAAGUACUAGAAGAUCUGCAUCAUGGACUAUGCAGCUCUCACAUAGGGGGGAGGGCCUUGGCAGAAAAAGCUCUAAGAAUUGGAUAUUAUUGGCCCACUCUCAAAAAAGACGCCCUUGACUUGGUUAAGCGAUGUGAUAAAUGUCAACGGUUUGCUCAUCUAAUUCGACGACCGGCUCAGAAACUAACACCCAUCACAAGCCCCAUACAAUUUGCCAAAUGGGGGAUGGACAUACUAGGUCCUUAUACGACGGCCCCAGGGGAACUGCGCUAUGUGAUAGUUGUUGUCGAUUAUUUCACCAAAUGGUUUAUUGUCUUUGAUAAUGGGCCACAAUUCAAGACACUCAAGUUAGAAAGCUGGUUAGCUGAUCAUGGCGUCACGGCAUGCUUUGCAUCAGUUAGCCGCCCUCAAGCAAACGGACAGGUGGAUGCAUUCAACAAAAUCAUAUCUGAAGGGAUGAAAAAGAAGCUUGAUGAAGCAAAAGGAUUGUGGGCCGACGAGUUACCCAACGUCUUAUGGUCUAUACGGACAACGGCGGGCUUGGAUUUCCUACCAGAAACCAGAGGGAACGCGGCUCUACGCCAGCAACUAUACAAACUCCGAAUGACUAGAGAGUACAACCAAAGGGUCUCUAGAAGAAUCUUAAAGGUUGGAGAUUUUGUGCUAAGGAAGAUGGAAGCCGUUGGACGCGCUAACGAACAAGGGAAACUCACCCCUACCUGGGAAGGUCCAUACGAGAUCUAUGAGGAAGUUCGAGACGGAACCUACCGGAUCCAAGACAUGCAGGGGCGUCUGAGUUUACGUACCUGGAAUGCGGACAACCUGAAGAAUUUUUUUUUCUAA
Spinacia oleracea (spinach) is the source of this 1230-nucleotide messenger RNA. RefSeq lists its product as uncharacterized. The coding region runs from base 1 to 1230 and encodes 409 amino acids. Gene Ontology annotation, molecular function: nucleic acid binding. Lineage: Eukaryota; Viridiplantae; Streptophyta; Magnoliopsida; Caryophyllales; Amaranthaceae. The record is from RefSeq and is a predicted model, not a curated record. The transcript is spliced from 3 exons. Gene Ontology annotation, biological process: DNA integration.